Molecule: messenger RNA, 156 nt
Organism: Aspergillus tanneri
Lineage: Eukaryota; Fungi; Ascomycota; Eurotiomycetes; Eurotiales; Aspergillaceae
Exons: 2
Coding region: 1-156 (51 amino acids)
Source: RefSeq, a predicted model, not a curated record
AUGGCGUACAACUUGCCGCGGCAAAUCACCGAGAAUAAUCCCUCAGAUACGCGCCAAAUGCACUUGCCGCCACAUGUCAUCCAACAGCUCAACGCCGCAAAGGGCGGCCAUCUCCAAAACUUCAUCGCGAGCUAUUCGCAGAGAUCUGCAGUAUAG